AACUACUAGUGGUAUUUUCGUUUUGCACCUUGUAUUGGUCUAAAAGUUUGCUAAAGGGUUGUUAAAUACUUGUAUAGCAAAUUAGGAUUGUCAUACAACAUCACUAUCUCAUGUUGAAUAUGUGAUGCAAUGGAUUUAUUUUUACGUCAUGCAGCUGAAGCCCUUCAUUCAAGUUGUAAAAGUAAAUGGAUUCUUGUUGUUGGAAAUGAAGCAUGUGAUCUAGAUAGUACAGCAUGUGCACUUGCCUAUGGAUUUUACAAACAAAUGAAGCUUGAAAAUGAGUUCAUUGUUAUACCUGUAUGUAGUAUCAAUAGAGAAGAUAUGGUUUUGCGCACUGAAGUUACCUUUUGGCUUACUCAAUGUGGUCUCAAAUGGGAAGAGUUGAUUUAUCUGGAUGAUGUUUUCAAUGAAACCUAUUCAAAAGUGAAUGAAAAUGAAUUAUUUUUAAUUCUAGUUGAUCAUCAUUUACCAACGAAAAAGUUUAAUGAAUGGCCAACCAUUGAAAUAAUUGAUCAUCAUCAGUUAGUUAAUACUGAAACCGUUGAAAAUUGUCCUUUUAAGCAAAUCGAUCUUGUCGGAUCCUGUGCCACUCUAAUCACUUUCGAAAUUUUGAAAGGAAUGGAUGGUAAUUAUUUACCAAGCAAUGUAUGGAAGUUGCUUUAUGGUGCCAUACUUAUUGAUACAAUCGGACUUUCUAAUGCUGGUCAAAUGGCUGGACGAUUAACAGAAUUAGAUCUCCGCAUGGCUAAUCGUAUCGAAGAUAUCAUUUACAAUCAGAUUUUCACUCCAAAUGUUUCAAGAAAUUCCUUAUUUACUCAACUGGAAACAGCAAAAUUUACUGUUGAUGGGCUAUCUACAUGGGAUUUAUUACGUCGUGAUAUGAAAAUUGUUUCUAGUCCAAAUAAAGAUGCGUUCCAAUUUGUGUGCUCUACUGUAUCUGGAGUUGAUUUUACGAUGUUAAUUAAUUCUCCUGACUUUACUGAAGCAGCCAAUCGGAUAUGUGCUAAAUAUAAUGCCAAUUUACUUGUUUGUCUUACUGUUGGCUAUCCCUUAUCGGAAAGUUCAUCGAUACCUUCAUCGGAGUUGACAACUUUUCGAAGAAGAGCUCUGAUUCUGUAUAAUAUGAAUUUUCCUGCUGGACGUUAUAAUGAUCUGAUUAAAUUUCUCCUGAAUCCGAAGCUUAAUCUAGAUUUACUUCCUCAGUCUGUCCCCGAUUUCAGUCAUUUUAUAGCAAUUGUGAAUAAUAUCAAAAUGACACGUAAAAUCCUACUACCUUUAUUGGUACAGUUUCUUCAGCAAUUGGGGUCUCCAAGUGAUACUGACACUUCCGAUAACAAUCCCAAGAAUGAUAUCGACAGUAAUGAUGAUUGUAACAAUGUUGUUAUGGAGUCAGACACAAACAAUAAUAUCUCUUCAACAAAUACUAAGAGUUCACAUUCACUUGAUACAACUCCCAAGUGUUCAACGGAUCUGAAAGAUAAGGUGAGGAAUGCUACUGAAUUUGCUCUAAAAGACGUCAUUCCUUCUCUGAGGAAGUGGCUUUUACCUUUAAAUCCUCACGAACGAUGUGAAUUUCUGAGAUCCUUUUGUCAAAGUUCUUUAAAAGCAAAUGAUAGUCCAUCACUGGACUUACUAAAUAGUUUAUGGACCAGUAUUUGGUAUGAAACUAGAAAAACGUCUAAAACUGUUAAAUCUGCCGUUGGUACACAAACACCUACACCUAAAUUAUUGUGGUUGAAGUCACACCAAACCAGACGUGUUGCAAGUAUGGUUCAAGGUAAUUGUUCAGCAAUAAGAGCAAUUUCAGGUAAAAUGGGAGGUUUCAAAUCCGCUCGACGUUUUACUUUAUCAGAUACCAACGAUCUUACAUUAUAUAGUGAAAAUAUAUCUAAAGCUCGGGUUGAUCUCCCAUCAUCACGUUUUGUUCAUCGUAUAUCUGAUGAACAUUUAUGUGUUUCCGAUUCUGAAAAUACUAAACCAAGUUGGUUAGAGACUGAAUAUUUGACUCGCAUUCCUGCCUGGUUACCAUCUACUUUAACAUCAACUUCUUUAGAUUCAGCUGAAGCAGUCAGUUAUAGACUUUAUCGUCGUUUGUCAGGAAUGCCGUUGUCCAAGGAUUCCGAAGAUGAAGUGUCAUAUGGUCAUACAUCGUUUCAAAGAGAUAAUCAUGAUGUUCACAUCAUACAUGAUAAAGAUCAGGACAUUGAUUAUAAUAAACUUGAAGAUGAUGAAUUAGCUUUACUUCGAACAUCACUUACAGAUUGUCGACAAUUAUUCAUAGAUAAACAAACAUCAACGUCUAAUUUAUCCAAUUAUACUAGCUGGCUUUCUAGUCAUCCGGAUCAUAUUACCGAACAAGGUCUUAAGUUUCUUAAAUUAGGUUUCGAUCUUCAGCCUGCAAAAACUGAAGAUACAGGCAUGACACUAAAAAUGACUAAAUCAAUACUUACUAACGAACAACAAAGUCACCCGUCUUUUCAUGUUACAUUUGAUCUUGGCUGUACAGAAGAUUCAAAAAUAAUGAUAUCAGACGAGUAAGUUUUGAUUAAAUCUAUCAUUGGAAUUCAAUGUUGAACUAUUUAUUCCCUUAUAUUAGUGUUUUUCAGUUGUCUACAUUUUCUUUUAAUAUUCUAUCCAAAGAGAUAAUGUAAUGUUUCACAGUUUUGCUCCAAGUAUUGGGUACAUCACUUUUUCUGAGUAUUUUAAUCUAAUUAUAGACUAAUGGACAGACAGUCGAUUGUAAAUUUAUAACUGUUCUACACCGCUUUUAUGUGAGAGAUUAAGAAACAAAGUAAAGUUUUAGGGUGGAAUAAAUUGAAUAUUUAUGUUUUUAUUCUGUGAUUUUGUCGAAUAAUCUAAUGUAUUUAUUGGUUAGUAGUUUGUUUUAAACAAUUAGGUCUUUAGUUCGUAUCCUUUUGGAUGUAUUUUGAUUAGAAUAUGGAUGUAAUAUCUCUAGUUGUUUUACUUUUAACCACAGUUGUUUUAAGUAGACAUAUAGGUGACACCAAAAACAAGAGUAUGGAGUCGAUACAGUCAAUAAAAUAUCGGACAACGUGAUGGACGAAGUACUGUUGAAAAAAUGUUGAUGGAUUAUUGAGAAUAGGAUUAGGUCUUGGUGACUAGUGGAAACGAAUUGAUUUUCCACUGACAACCUCAUUGUCUUGUUCUGUGUCAGUAAAUACAGUGAUUGUAAUUAAUUUUCAUUUUGGCGUUCUUGUUGAUGGUGAAACAUGUUAACAAAGCCUAUCACCUAAAGUAGUCCUUCGUACGGUGGUUAUAACAGCAUAUGAACAUGGUCAACAUAGGCAAAGAUAAAGUCUCAAAUUAUCUACUUGUGCUUCGAAACCACCUCACCUAGCUUAUAUGAUCCCAUUAGUUGUCCCUUUGAUCUCAUAAAUUGGGACCAUGCCCUGUCGCGUAAGUUACUGGCGGUUGACAACUGUAAUCGCUUCUCACCCGAGCCCAAGGUGUAUUGUAUAGCUGUUGCUCCUCAUAGGGUGUCUCUUCGAGAAUAUGGUCUACUAGGUUUCCCACCUGUACCAUUAUAUUGAUGUUGGGGAUUCUAGAUCCCCAUAGAUCACUUGGUAAACGUCUUAUUUUUGUAACCUUAUUUUAGAAAUUGGAAUUUCUCGUUUUCACUCCAAAAGCGCCUAUUUUUACUUUCAGAUUGUAUUUCCCACACGAAAGGACCCUAAAUGUCAUUGGUUGGUUGCCUCUUUUAAUGUGCUGUUUCCGAAGGGCAUUUUUAUAUUGUAUAUAUACGCUUGAGUUGUGUGCUUGUUGUUGUUUCUGGCUGCUUGUCGAAUAUGCCUUUCCAUCAUCUCAACCAGGUCUUUUCCCUCUAGUUAGAGGAGCUGGGGCGCAUCAUAAUAGUUAACUUGUUUUGUCUCUAUGUCGCUGAUCUUUCAUUCCGUUCGCCGAUUUAGGUGAUCUCGUAAUCUCUUAAAACAUAGCAAUUGGUCAGCAGCACAUCAACCAAAUGUUCCUAACGUGAAGUUUGCGGUCGAAUAGCAUAGGUCAAGAACUGCUUAAGCCUAUACAAACCACGUAUGGACGUUGUUGGGAUCGUUUUAAGUAGUUAUAAUUUUCCAGUGGUGUCUGGUAAAGCAUGUGGUAUGUUUUUAUUUUUUUGAAUGUCUGAUGAAAUCGAUGAUAAUGUGGAUUUAUCAUGUCCCAUAGCGAAUCAAAAACAUUAUUAUGUACAGGAAUAUGACAACAAUAUCAUGUAUAUAAAAUGUAGCCGAAAAUAGACCAAGUUUAGGUUAUGAUCACAAACGUUACAAACUUGAAGUUUUCACAAAAGUUUCUGUGAAUCAAAUGAGAUUGUAACAAUUAGUUUCAUUAAACAUAUAAUUUAUCUUAACCUUUUAAUCCUUCCAGUCAUUCUGUUAUUUAUGUGCAUAACCUUGAGAAUAUGCGUAUGAUAGAACUUGUAUCAGUAUACUUGUAUCUCUUGCAUUCUUGUUAAUAUUCUUACUCAUCAUUUAUUGAGUAGACACGUUUACUUUCCCCGUUUCUCAUCUUUCAUUGGUUGUCUACACUAAAAGAUGUAUAAAAUACAUGUAUUCGUAGGCACUUUCGUAUUUGAUUUGCUUUAUUCCGCUGCAUGCAAUAACGCGAUUAAGUCAAUGAAAGUAAACCAAGUUAGUUAAGGAACUAUAUUUCAUCAUUCUUCAUUCAAACACAGUUGACCACAGAUACACUUGAAUCAAAUGGAAAACGUAACCAAACAAAUAUUAUCAUAUAUGUAAAUAUGUUAAAAGUUAGCUUUAGAAUAAUCUUGAAAUAGUUACACUACUUAAUUAAAUGUUUGUUCAGAAUUUAAAUAGAGACGAUUAAACACAGAAAUGAUAAUUUUCUCUAUCUUCUAAGUAGUUAUCAUUUGAAUUUGUAAAUAUUUAUUGAAUAUCACCAAGUGUAUUGUUUUUUCUUCGCAUUCCUUGUAAGCUCAAUAGAGGUAUUAGUGAAAAUUUAUAUUAUAGGUAAAUAUUUAUUAUUCCUUAUCAAGUUUACUAAGAGUACAUAUUAUGUAUCAAUAAUGUUCCAUAUUUCACUUAGUCAUUAAAUAUCACUUUAUUAUAUCAUUUCUUUAUAAAAUAAUUAAUUACUUAUGUACAUUUGUGUAUGUGUAUAUGUAAGUGUACUUUUUUACUCUCUCUCCCUCUCUCUCUCUCUUUCCCUCUCCAUAUUUUUCUACUUUAGGACCGUGGAUGAAUAAUUUCAUGAAACCAAAUACAAUUCAAUUAUUAUUAAUGAAUCGAAAAUUGAAUAACAAUUAUAACAUUAAUUGGUUAAAACAAUUUAUAUCAAUGUAUUCACAUGUUAUUCGUGUUAGUUUUAUAAAAUUUACAUUAAAUUUCUUCUCAAAAAUAUAAUCAUUUUCCUUGUUGUGUACAUCUUGUAUUUUUGUUUGUUUGUUUGUUUUCCCUUUCUAUAUACGUUAAAUGUUUAGUUCAUUUAUAUUGAUACUCUUUUGAUUAUACAUUAUUUUAUUAUGUAAUCAUUAUUAGUUAUUUUAUACUUUUCUUGUUGUUCAUAGUUUCACUUAUUUCUUGAAUUUGUGUUGUUGUUGUUCUCUUUCUUUUUUCUUUCUUUGUUUCAUUAUUUCACAAUUGUUGUUUACAUUUUCAAAUCAAUAAUUUUGAUUUCAUUCUGUUUACUUUGAUUGCUUAUAUUUUUUUGUGUGUUUACAUCUAGAAUAUUUCUGUUUUAUAUUCAUAUUGUUAAUAAUGGUACGAAUAAUAAAAAUUUCAUGUUCUGUCUUAUUUUGUUUUUAUUUAAACAAAAUAUAAAUC
This is a messenger RNA of Schistosoma margrebowiei, 5795 nucleotides long. The record is from the annotation of a GenBank genome assembly. NCBI's taxonomy places the organism in Eukaryota, Metazoa, Platyhelminthes, Trematoda, Strigeidida, Schistosomatidae.